This is a messenger RNA of Dermacentor andersoni, 9100 nucleotides long. RefSeq names its product arf-GAP with dual PH domain-containing protein 1-like. Gene Ontology annotation, cellular component: cytoplasm; intracellular membrane-bounded organelle; plasma membrane. Gene Ontology annotation, molecular function: GTPase activator activity; phosphatidylinositol bisphosphate binding; phosphatidylinositol-3,4,5-trisphosphate binding. Gene Ontology annotation, biological process: positive regulation of GTPase activity. NCBI's taxonomy places the organism in Eukaryota, Metazoa, Arthropoda, Arachnida, Ixodida, Ixodidae. The record is from RefSeq and is a predicted model, not a curated record.
CUGUCGCGCAUGGAAGAGAAAGUAGUGGCCAAGCACGAGAAAUGCCGCGCGGCGACGCCGGAAGCGGCCGCUAGUGGCGCGACGACCGCGUCGCUUAUCGAUAGACUGAAAACGCUAAGGCUGCACCGUCCGCAGCGCACCCGAAGCCUGAAAAGACUCUUGGAGCUCCUGAAAGUUCCCGGGAACGGCGAGUGUGCGGACUGCGGAAAGAAAGAUCCCGAAUGGGCAUCCUACAACCUCGGCGUGUUCCUGUGCACGGAGUGUGCCGGCAUCCACCGGAGCCUGGGCUCCCAUGUGAGCCGGGUGCGCUCGCUGCGGCUCGACAAAUGGGACGACGCACAGGUCGACGAACUUGCGGCCGUGGGCAACAUUGUUGCCAAGGCAAAGUACGAAGCCAAUGUCCCGGCCUGCUACCGCCGGCCGCUUGCAGACGACGUUGGCGUUGUCAAGGAACAGUGGGUGAGGGCCAAGUACGAGCGGGAGGAAUUUGUGCACCAGGACCGGCAGGUGUACCAGGAGGGCCGCAUGGAAGGCUGGCUGAACAAACAGGGAAAAGAGGACGGCCGCUUUCACCCUCGACGGUUUGUGCUCAGCGACGGGGUGCUAAAGUACUACGUCAAAGAAUCUCACAAAGAGCCCAAGGCAUCGAUUCCGGUGUCUGAGAUCAACGCCGUCUUCUGCCCCGAGAAGAUUGGCAACAAGCAUGGGCUUCAGCUGAGCUACGUCAAGGAUGGCUCGACGCGGAAUAUUUUUGUCUACAGCGAAGACGGCAAGACAAUCGUGGACUGGUACAGCGCGCUAAGGGCGGCCAAGUUGCACCACCUCCAGGUGGCGUUCCCGGGCGCCAAGGAAUCUCAGCUGGUGCCGCACCUGACACGCGACUUCCUCAGAGAGGGCUGGCUCUGGAAGUCCGGACCGAGGCCUGCCGACCAGCACCGGCGCCGCUGGUUCACCCUGGACGACCGCAAGUGGAUGUACCACGAGGAUCCGCUGGAUGCCUACCCGAAAGGUGAGGUGUUCCUGGGCCACCGAAGUGAGGGAUACUCUGUCCAGACCGGGGUGCCACACUUGUUCAAGGAGAUGCCCUUUGCCUUCACGGUGAACACGCCACACCGAAAGUUCGUCAUGGGUGCCGAGAGCGACCGGGACCGCAUUGAGUGGAUCGCGGUGCUGCAGAAGGUGAUGGAGCGCCCUCUGACACCACAGGACACCAACAUGGCGGCCAAACUCGUCAGGAAGCGACCGUCUCUCUCCUCGUCUCUUCAAAUUCUCAAGGUCAGGUGACCUGCUCUUGGCAUUCAGGAGUCCUCACCCACAGAGUCAAGCCAAAGGUUGUUGCGCCCCAUUGCUGUCGCCGCCACUGUGGUCGUCUUCGUCGUACCAAGCCAUCGUCCAACGCGUAUUCACAGCUCCGGCUGGAAAGAAAAAAAAAAAUGGAGGCAGCCGUUUAAAUUCUCCCUGGACUUCUGACGGCUGUCGCUCACUCGAGCUAGUCGAUCAGCACUUUUUCUCUUUUAAUACUACUACUUCUUGCUAGUAAUGCUAGCUCCUCCACAGCAGGACUGCGUUGUUACUAGCUACGAGUUACUCUUUUCUCUUUUCCUUUUUUUUUUUAAUUUACUUUAAAUAAAAAGCAGCGAGGUGAGAGGCUGAAUGUUCAGCAAACAGGCCCAAAGAUUGAGCAGUCGUUUCAGGUUUGAGAAGUUGGUGAAUGUCCAGGAAAUGUUUUAGCAUGCCCUUAUCACCUGUGUAGUGAUCGGCCUUUAUUUUUAUUACCUGCGCAGUUAACUUUGAUGACCGACUCAAUAUUGUGCUUGUUCACUUUAUCUCAGUAUGACCACAGCCUAUACAUAUUGCACUUUCCUCUAGGAAUAUAUAUACACAUAGAUAUCAAAGUCUUAAUAUAAUCAAAGAGGUUACUUUGAAUACUUUUAUAACCUCGCACGCGUUUUCUUGUUUACUGAUCGGAAAAACUGAUCCACCCGACAGUAGCCCAGAGAUACAUAGGAAACCCAACAUGUGUUUCGCAGAAAGAAAGCUUCACAGUGGAGGAAAAAUUUGUCCUGGUCCGGGGAUUGAAGACAGGUCCAACACCUUUCCUGGGCAGUUGGCUUACCAUCUGAGCUAGCCAGGGUGCUAGCACAUCUCAAUAAUGAGGCCUUCCUUUAUGUUGCGCAUUUUUAUAGAUUCAUCACAUUCAGUGUCCCUGUGCUUUUGAGCCAUCAAUUAACCCCCUUCCCCACCACUGCAGUGUAUGGUCAUCACCGGAAUCGGUGCCAACCUAGCAGAUCAUGGAUAUGUACAUGAUGUGGAAACAUACCUCGCAGUGUGAUCCCGUGAUGAUUGUAAUCGUCAAGUUGCUUCUAGUUGCAGUUUUCGACACUAGAUGGUUGUUGCUGGCAUUUUGUGUAGUUUUUCAGUUUAUUAUGUGCUGCUUGAACGCUUGCAUUUGGAAACACGGCUGGCUGGAAAAUUUAGGAAAAUUUUUAUAAUUUCCUGCAUUACAUAAAGGGAGUUUAAUUUGGCCUCAGCUCUGCGAUCUGCUGGCCUCCUAGUUAGCUCAGAUGGCAGAGCGAUAUCUACGAAAAGGCGGUCCCGAGUACGGUCCCCAGACUAGGACAAACUAUCUUCGACUGCAAAGCUUUCCUGGUGAGAAGCCCGUAGGCAUUCCAUUUGUAGCUUCAAGCUACUCUCUGAAGGAGGACAGUGUCUUCCUUGUGCGAAGCCCUCUCCGCAUUGUGGAUUCUCACAGAACUGAUUUGCCAUAUUCUUGUUUACUGUGUGUCCAGCUUUGGGAAAAUACUUUUUUGGUGUCAUUUUUUUUUUCUUUGUAUGUGGUUUUUAAAUUUGCAUUUAGUAUUUUCCCCUUGCAAUCUGUCGGAGUGAACAGAUGCAUCAGCAGGCCUUUUUUUGAUGAUGUUGCUCACAUUGUUGAAUUCUGAAAUCUUUUUUUAAUACUAGGACAGUUAUCGUUAUUGUCUUUUGUUCUUCAGUGGCCUACAAUGAGUUUCACGCGAAUACUUUCUUUUUUCCCCUCCAAAGGUGAAGGGAUUGAAAGCAGUGGUUACACUUUAGUAGUUGUAGAUAUUCUAUUUCUAGAGAGAGUCUACGAGGUUGGGUUUCAGAAUUUGCUGAGACUGACAGGAAGGUCUGCAGAACGACAAUGGUGCUUUUGUUGCUGAUGCCCCUCCGGGAUGAUCGUGUGCACCCAGAAGUGUGAUACACCUUUCUACAUAUGUGAAAUUUCUUGCAAUACUUAAUGCUGUACAAAAAUAUAAAGUGUGCCUAUAAUUCAUUUUAUUUACUGUUCUUUUAUCCUUUUUUUUCUUGAGCCUUAAAUGUGGUCACAAAAUAGUCAUGGUACUACUUUGUCGUUAAAUUUUUAAUCUGCUAUGAUGCGAUAUGCCAGCAUUUGCCUGCACCCCGCGAGUCGACUUACCUGUCUCGAUCUAUCUUCUUCUGUCGCAUUAAAUGUGAUUCGUCUUUCUAGCGCAAUACUGCCAUUUACAUGGUGGUACACCAUUUCACACAUGGUAUUUACUCCAUUUACAUUCAUUUACAUGAAUGCAGUGUGACGGGCCAUUGUAACAUUCUUGUAAAUGCAGCUGCCAGGGGGAGCAGCUGUGUGCAUUUUGCGUUCUCGCUUUUGCAGAAUCAAAAGAUUUGCCCUCGGUUUGUAAUAAUUCAGCCUUGGACGGUCAUCCCGGUCAUGUCCACAUUCAGCUUAUGCAUUUUCAAUGCAUUUCAGCACUGCUACAUUCAAACGGGCUUCAGUUAGUUUGAACUUCUUGCUUAUCGGACAAAGUAGUCUUAAAUGCAAAAAAAAAAUCCCACAUAUAGUACAAGUUUUCUUUUUAUUAUUAUUUUUGGUUCUCAGAAUUCUGGUAUUUAAUGUCUGUGCCUUUAAUUGUAUUUGGGUACUAAACCUUCUGUAAGUUUCAGUGUUUUCGUUUUUGAUCGUUUGUUUUUUCUUGUGUGACCAAAAGCAACAGAUUUGAUCGCAUUGGAUUGGGAUGUAUUUCUCAUUUGUUUCCUACUUUAUGGCGCCCCUCGUAAAAUAUUCAGCUUUGUAUUGUACGCAGGAUUUUACGGUAAUACAAUUUUUGCUGCCAGACGUGUCUGGAAAACGGCACCUGUGGAGCUUUGGAAGAUAGAAAUAUGGCUUCCAUAGCAUUUAGUUUUCAAACCUUGUAUUUUGAUGAAGCGAUUGGCAAUUGAUUUUCAAAGCUUGCUAGAACACGUAAAAGCUUAUUAGUGAUUUAAAUUUUUCAAAUCUUUUUUUAACCCCUUCCGUGCCUGGCCAUUAUCCAGUAUUCUGACCAAAACUAAUCAGAUUUUUUUCUUGCACAUUUUUUAAAAUUUUUUUUAAUGAGAAAUAGUAUAGUAGACGAUGCUUGGUGUGUUUAUUUGAAAUAUCAAACCAUUACUGCAAAAGUGAAGCUUAACAGCACUACACAUCACAUACCGUGCAAUAGGUAUGAAAAAAGAAUUUGACACUGAACUGUUCAUCUGCAGCGUACGCUAUGCCCAAGCGAGGCUAUCAAAAGAUUGCAGACUCAAUUCAUCGCUGAAGUCAACUUUUCUGGGACAAAGCCAGCAAAGCUCGAGCUGCCUGUGGCACCAUUCUUAAAGAUCCCAGUUUCCAACAUGCUUCACUUUCUCUGCUAGAAUAUACUUGCUCCUGCCCGUGCUGCCAUCUGUGAGAAAUGCAAGAAAGCUCUCAGAUGAAAUCAGCCCUUCCAGGGCAUUGCAAAAAAAAAAAAAAAAAAAAUUUACAUGUACCUCCGCCGAGCUUAGCUCACCCUUUUUGUUGCUGUUUUUCUAUAAACUCGUGGACUAACCAAGUUCGUCUAUGGCACGGAAGGGAUUAAGAUUGCGUAUGUGUACUGAUCUCAUUCGAGGCUGCUUGAAAAGAGGCACACAAGGGAAAAGUCUGCCGUUCCAAAAACUUUUAAGUUAGGCAGGUCCAGUGAGAGUUUCAAUCACCACAAGCAUUAUAGCUGUCGUUUUACGGUGACCGUGUAGUUAGUAGUUGGUGCUUAGCUUUCUUGUUCUACGUGUCCAAAGUACAAAGCUAAGUUGUUGUGGCAGACAGAUUUUUUUUGUGUGUGUGUGUUUUGCAAAGCACAGGAUGCAAAUCUUGGAGUUGGGAAAGUGUGCUCAUACAUUAUCAGAUCUUGUUGGGGUUCAUGAAAUUGCAAGAGGUCAACACUAAUUAGGUGAGCAUUGAUCCAUUUCGUGAAGCUGUGUACCCGCGGAUUUGUAUUCACAUUAUUCACACCCGUGCGGAAAGGUCUCCGCUCGCACGUAAGCCCUUAUUCAAGCCAGGGUGAGCGAACCGUGCAAAACAACAACUGUUUUGUUGUAGUUAUCAAAAACACAAGCGUUAUGAAAACUUUUGGCUAUGCAAACGUGUUCUAAUAUUUCCUUGUAUGAACACCAAGACAAUGUGGUGUACAAGUGUCUGUACAUAUAUGCAGAUAUCACGUUCUUAUUUGUGUAGAUGCAAGUUGCUGAUAGGCAUGAGUGUGAUAAUCUUUAGCUGCCGUCAGAUUCAGGUGGUGUUCAGUGGAAGCCUAAUAUGACUAAAAGAAUAGCGUCAAUUAACCUCAAGUAGCUCAUUAACUGUUGUCUAUAAUGACAAUCUAAAAAAAACACUUAUUUGAGCUCUGCUACCGAUACUUGAUCUCAAAGCCAGUACUUGUAUGAGCUUGUCAUUGUGCUGCAGUUUGUUUUUUACACAGUCUCAUUGUUUGAGAGUGAUACUGAAAAGUAUGACCACAUUUAUGUCACUCAACAUGUUUUGCAAUCUCCAGUCAUGCAUUGUGUAACUAGCCUGUCUAAUCUGUGUAUCCAUAUACUCGAGAAACACACAAGCACUUCAAAUGUGGGGUGAUCCAGUGAUUGGUUACAUUAUAAAGUUAACUUAAUUAAUGGCAAAAAUAGGAUUUUAGUUAGUAAAAUUUUGGGAAAAACCUGGAGGUUAUGACAUUUUAAGGUAGCCAAAAUUAUACCAAGUUGUAAACAUGUUACAGUAUCGAGCUAGACCGUUUAAACUUGGCUACAUUCCCUUAAAUAUUUCCCAAGCGAUAUAUUUGAGUAACUGAUGUAAAAACAGUACAAAAAAGUUCCUUUUCUUACGUCACUUCAGCCUCGUUUUAAAUUCUUCCAAGAAAUGUAUCUACAAGAUUUUAAUGCGUUCUCUUCUUUUAUUGCACUGCCGAUAUGGGAACGCAGUGCCUGCAAGUUUUUCAAUUUUAUUACUUUUGGCUGUUUAUGUCAAGUGAGCAGAAGGCCUCAGUGAAAGCUUUUUUUUUGUGUGUUAUGUUUCAAUAGUUCUUGAAGCGCUGCAGGACUUUUCCUGAAAAGUUGUGUGAGGAGAGCCAUGUUUAUUGUAAUUUUGUGGGAAAAAGAAAAGUGGUUCCUGCAUCAUUCAAUGCAGGCACGUUUGAUUAAGGAAAAGGAAAGAACGUGGUUUGUUCAAGAUGUCAGUUAGCACAAUCACUCUAUGCGAUAUGCCAGACACUUUGUAAUGAUUUGAGGUAGUUGGCCUACUCCUGACGGCAACAUUUGGCAUUGUAAGCAGUUGCCGACCACGUGGCCGAUCAAACAAGCAUACCCAUUUGCGACCUUAAGAAGCUGCUUUAAGAGUACUCAAAAAGCCAGACACGGAAGGAAUGGUUACCUUUCAUUCUGCGAUGCCUUCAGACUGUCUACACCAGGCCAGAUGUAAAAGAUUGGUAAACUGCGAAAUGGCAUUGCUUAAAAAAAAAUAACAUGCCAAGACAUUUUCACUACUACUGCAAGCACCCAAACGUCACAGUUAAAUAAAACAGGGUUUAUUGCAAACAGAUCUCGAUGUAUCAUUUCUCAAGCAUUACACACGUGUGCAGCCAUAGAACACGAGGCCCUCCAUAGUACGCCUCCACAAUUUAGCCCUGCAAAUUCAUGGUCACUAUCUUUGUGAAGCGUGAGAAAGAAACAGUUGUGAUGGACACAUCGGGCACAUAAUGUCGGUCCACGGCUCAUGCGAUGCAAGAAAAAGGUUGCCUUAGAGCAGUGGGACUCUAUCUUUCCAUUUCCUCUAUCGUAUUGUCAUGUCUUGUCAAUUUUUCUUCACGAACUCUUUUACAGAUACAGUGCUUAACCUUUUUCAGAUGCCCUGCGUAGAAGCUGCCAUAUCAUGUAGCCAAUCUCAUUAGCUUGCUAUGCGAGCCUUGAAGCACAGUUGAGUGCUUCACUGAGUGUCCUUAACAAGUACCUUAGCCUACUAGAAGCUGCCUAGAGAUGCAUAAACGUACUGCUACUACACACAUGUACUUAUAGAGUUUAUGAGAUGUACCACUAGAAGCACAUGUCUUAAAAUACCAGUUAUGAGUAGUUGCCAUAUUGCACCAGAGUGUGUUAGGGAAGUGUAAAGUGCUAUUUUGUAGAUGUUGCUAGCUGCAAGCAUGUUCACAUAUCUUCAAUGUUGCAAAAUGACCUGGCAAGUUCCAAAGCAUUGGUGUCGGAAGGCCAACUGCUACGAAAUUUUGGACUGUGUAAGACAAACUGUUCAUGACAAUGUGGAUAAAACAAAGCCCCCUGGCAAAAUUUUACGUUUGAACCACAAUCGGAUGCAUUAUGAAAACCUAGCAAUAUUUUUUAUAGCACCAAAGAAUGUGCCAUCGUUACCACUCACCAGAAAGGAUGCAAAACCCGCAAUGUUUAUAAACAGUUUGGCGCAUGGGGUUCCGAGACUCAAGUUCGUAGUACGCCAAAAAAUCUAGGAGGCUGACGUGCUGGGGCUUGCAUCGUAUCUGCUGACCUCCAGAUGCCCACUUAGCUUAUUUAAAGGGGGUGAAUGAGAAAACUAGGAAUUUUUCAGGCCUGGAGCUUUGCCAAGCUUUCUUCCAUAACACACACAGUUAUCUUAAUAACCAAUUGAGCCAAACCGAAGUUUCGGUGCAGUUGUCCUUCUAAGCGACUUGUAGUAUCCGACACCAGUAGCACGAAGGCUUGUUUCACACUCCGGCACGUUCAUAGCCUGCAGUCAAGCUUUGCCACGGGGAUCAGAAUUGUCUCAUUCAGCCAUGAACUCCAGGGUUAAGUGCUUCAGCGAAGGCCAGGUUCUUGGAGCACAGAGUGCACGCUGGCACAGACGUACAAAUGUUGCAUCAUCUGUGAUGACUUGUCAGAUUGCAGUUGGUCAUCACACACUGACACAAAGGUUGUUACAAUGCUGAUGCACAUUUUAUUAUUAUCUUUGUUCAAGCAAAUGAUAAUAUUACAAAAAGUUGCUGGGUUCAGACCCACUGAGGGGCACCUGCCAAGAUAAAGGGUACAUGCGAUCCUUGGCUAGACACCUAGUUGUCGCAAGGGCAUCACUGCUUGUGGGAAGCUCCUACUGUUUGGUGCAAUUAUUCGUGGCUCUCUGCCACAGUGGCUGGACGGAAGCGCAGCCUACCGAUGCACACUGCUGGGGUGGUAUUCUCUGUCGUUCACUUCGGAGAAAUACAAUCACUCUUACGAGAUUGUGUGUUUACGAAAAUGUUACGAGAAUGUUAAGAAAUAUUACGAGAAUGUGCCAGGAGUGGUGCCGAGUCGCACUAAGUUUUGUGAGAGCAAUUGUAUCUCCCGAAGUGGUUAGCCAGAAAUGCCACUCCCCGGUCGCGGGCAUGAAUCAGCUGGUCCUACUCUGUCCACUGCCGCUCGACGCGUUGGAGUGUAAACAAGCCUCAAGCGAGUCCAGGAUUAGUGUGUUAUUGAUGGCUUUAUAAUGUGUUAUGCAACAUUUCUUUAAUGUAGAAAUUAUUUCCUGCUUUGUUCAAGUUGAACAAUUUCGCAAACAUUGCCAUGUAGCACUCCUCUGUUGGCGUUGGAUUGUCUCAACAAUGAUUUGCAUUCUCUUUCCGGUCUGCAUGUAAAUCAGGUUAACAGACCUUUUAUAGCAAAUUAUAUGUGAUUUGGUGCUGAACAGUUUUUAUGAAUCUGCGAAAUGUUUCGUGCUGUGUUCAAAACCUUGGAUUAUUUGGAAGAGUUGAGAAGUGUCACUCUUCCAGCAAUAAACACUUCAAACUUUCCAUCAAAUUGCGCAUAAAACUGGUAUUUUAUUCUGAGA